Ceratotherium simum simum (southern white rhinoceros) is the source of this 3409-nucleotide messenger RNA. NCBI's taxonomy places the organism in Eukaryota, Metazoa, Chordata, Mammalia, Perissodactyla, Rhinocerotidae. The record is from RefSeq and is a predicted model, not a curated record.
AUGGUGGUGGGCUUGGGGUCUUCAUUUGCUGCAGCUCGGAGCAUCGUAGACCACGCCAGGGGCAGCCGGUGCGGGCCAGAGGUGUCUGUGUCAGCCGCACAGCUGGGGCGAGCCACGGGGGCUGCGGUCAGGCUUGGGGCGAAAAUCGAAGGUGUAGGCACAGGGGAAUGGUGCACAACGUCCAGCUGCCGUCAAUUGAUUGCAUUUGAGCUGCCAGCCGCCUGCCCGAGCCCCGGAGAUGGACACCCGAGAGAAAGCAGCCCGUUCAUUAACAAUGUGGAGGUGGACAGGGAGAGUGUCUUUGAAAGAAAGAACAUGGCGCUGUUUGAGGAGGAAAUGGACAGCAACCCCAUGGUGUCCUCACUCCUCAAUAAGCUGGCCAACUACACCAACCUGAGCCAGGGCGCCGUGGAGCACGAGGAGGGCGAGGACAGCAGGAGGCACGAGGUCAAGGGCCCGCGCAUGGGCACCUUCAUCGGCGUCUACCUGCCCUGCCUCCAGAACAUUCUCGGCGUGAUCCUCUUCCUGCGCCUGACAUGGAUUGUGGGGGCGGCCGGCGUCCUGGAGUCCUUCCUCAUCGUGUCCAUGUGUUGCACCUGUACGAUGCUGACCGCCAUCUCCAUGAGCGCGAUCGCGACCAACGGUGUGGUCCCAGCUGGAGGCUCUUACUACAUGAUAUCGCGGUCUCUGGGGCCCGAGUUCGGAGGGGCUGUGGGCCUCUGCUUCUAUCUCGGCACAACGUUCGCAGGGGCCAUGUAUAUUUUGGGGACCAUUGAGAUUUUUUUGACCUACAUCUCCCCGAGUGCGUCCAUCAUCCAGGCCGAGAUGGUGGACGGCGAGGCGGCAGCCCUGUUGCACAACAUGCGUGUGUACGGAACGUGCACGCUGGUCUUCAUGGCCAUGGUGGUCUUCGUGGGCGUCAAGUACGUCAACAAGCUGGCCCUGGUGUUCCUGGCCUGUGUGGUGCUGUCCAUCCUCGCCAUCUAUGCUGGCGUGAUCAAGACCGCCUUUGACCCCCCAGACAUCCCAGUCUGUCUGCUGGGGAACCGCACGCUAUCAAGACGCAGCUUCGACAUCUGUGCCAAAGUCAGCACCGUCAACAACAGUACGACCACCACUGCGCUCUGGGGCCUUUUCUGCAACAGCUCCAUGCCCAGUGCUACCUGUGAUGAGUACUUUGCCCAGAACAACGUCACAGAGAUUCAGGGCAUCCCCGGUGUGGCCAGUGGUGUCCUCCUGGAUAACCUGUGGAGUACGUAUGCGGAGAAGGGGGCAUUUGUGGAGAAGAAGGGUGUGUCCUCAGUGCCCGUGCCGGAGGAGAGCAGAGCCAGCGGGCUGCCUUACGUCCUCACUGACAUCAUGACCUACUUCACCAUGCUGCUUGGCAUCUACUUCCCCUCAGUGACCGGUAUCAUGGCGGGAUCAAACCGAUCUGGGGACCUCAAGGACGCCCAGAAGUCGAUCCCCACUGGGACCAUCAUGGCCAUUGUGACCACGUCUUUUAUUUACCUCUCCUGCAUCGUGCUUUUUGGGGCCUGCAUCGAGGGCGUGAUCUUACGAGAUAAGUUUGGGGAGGCCCUGCAGGGGAACCUUGUCAUUGGCAUGCUGGCUUGGCCGUCCCCCUGGGUCAUUGUCAUUGGCUCCUUCUUCUCGACCUGUGGUGCUGGCCUGCAGAGCCUGACCGGGGCGCCGCGCCUGCUGCAGGCCAUCGCUCGAGACGGCAUCAUCCCCUUCCUCCAGGUGUUCGGCCAUGGGAAGGCCAACGGGGAGCCCACGUGGGCCCUGCUGCUCACAGCCCUCAUCUGUGAGACCGGCAUCCUCAUCGCCUCCCUGGACAGUGUGGCCCCCAUCCUCUCCAUGUUCUUCCUCAUGUGCUACAUGUUUGUGAACCUGGCUUGCGCUGUGCAGACCCUGCUGCGCACGCCCAACUGGCGUCCACGCUUCAAGUACUACCACUGGACGCUGUCCUUCCUUGGCAUGAGCCUGUGCCUGGCCCUGAUGUUCAUCUGCUCCUGGUACUACGCCCUCUGCGCCAUGCUCAUAGCCGGCUGCAUCUACAAGUACAUCGAGUACCGAGGGGCCGAGAAGGAGUGGGGCGAUGGCAUCAGGGGGCUGUCUCUGAAUGCCGCCCGCUAUGCCCUGCUGCACGUGGAGCAAAGCCCCCCCCACACCAAGAACUGGAGGCCCCAGGUGCUGGUGAUGCUGAACCUGGAUGCAGAGCAGCACGUGAAGCACCCCCGCCUCCUGUCCUUCACCACGCAGCUCAAGGCCGGCAAGGGGCUGACCAUCGUGGGCUCCGUGCUGGAGGGGACCUACCUGGACAAGCGUGUGGAGGCCCAGCAGGCCGAGGAGAACAUCCGGUCUCUGAUGGGCGCAGAGAAGACCAAAGGCUUCUGCCAGCUGGUGGUGUCCUCCAACCUGCGGGACGGCAUGUCCCACCUGAUCCAGUCAGCCGGCCUGGGGGGCAUGAAGCACAACACGGUGCUCAUGGCCUGGCCUGCGUCCUGGAAGCAGGAGGACAACCCUUUCUCCUGGAAGAACUUUGUCGACACCGUCCGUGACACCACGGCAGCACAUCAGGCCCUCCUGGUGGCCAAAAACGUGGACCUGUUUCCACAAAACCAGGAGCGGUUCAGCGACGGGAACAUCGACGUGUGGUGGAUCGUGCACGACGGGGGCCUCCUCAUGCUGCUGCCCUUCCUGCUGCGGCAGCAUAAGGUGUGGAGGAAGUGCCGGAUGCGCAUCUUUACGGUGGCCCAGGUGGACGACAACAGCAUCCAGAUGAAGAAGGACCUGCAGGUGUUCCUGUACCACCUCAGGAUCAGUGCGGAGGUGGAGGUGGUGGAGAUGGUUGAAAACGACAUCUCAGCGUUCACGUACGAGAAGACGCUGAUGAUGGAGCAGAGGUCCCAGAUGCUGAAGCAGAUGCAGCUGUCGAAGACGGAGCGGGAGAGGGAGGCUCAGCUCAUCCAUGACAGGAACACCGCCUCCCAUUCUGCGGUGGCCAGCAGGACCCGAGCCCCAUCCACGCCGGACAGGGUGCAGAUGACCUGGACGAAGGAGAAGCUGAUCGCUGAGAAGUCCAAGAACAGAGAGUCCAGUGUGUCCGGGUUCAAAGAUCUCUUCACCCUGAAGCCGAACCAGGGCAACGUCAGGAGGAUGCACACGGCCGUGAAGCUCAACGGCGUCCUGCUCACCAAGUCCCAGGACGCCCAGCUGGUGCUGCUCAACAUGCCAGGGCCCCCCAAAAGCCAGCAGGGGGACGAGAACUAUAUGGAGUUCCUUGAGGUCCUGACCGAGGGGCUCAACAGGGUCCUCCUGGUCAGGGGCAGCGGCCGGGAGGUGAUCACCAUCUACUCCUAACGCUCGGCUUCCCCGGGCACGUGCUGGGCUGGCAUGGGGAUGGUGC